UAAAGGGGUUCUUAUGCUAAUUUGUAAUUAAAAAAAAAGGAAAACAAAAAUUAAUUUAAGACCCGUGUCUUAAUUAAGAGGAGGAAGAGCCGAGUCUUGGAGACACGUGUUAGAAGAAUAGAGAGUUUGGUGUUUCUCCCCUUUCUCUCUUGCGAAGGAUCAAUCGACGAUUCAUCGAUUAAUCUCUUCCUCAGUUGUUCUGUCGACGAUUCAUCACCAAACCUCGGCGGUAAUGGCGACGAACAAAGGGGAAGUUUUGAUGCUGGAGGCGGCGCCUGAGGCUACGAAGCCUUGGGCAAGCGCGGCGAAUGCAGAGGCCUUGGGCUAUGAAGCCUUGGGCAAGCGAUUCAUCACCAAACCUCGACGAUGUCUCAAACUACUGGUAAACUCGGAAUGGUUACUCUGUACAGUGAAGUGGUGCCAUCAUCUCUUGUGGAGAUUGCUCCUAUCCUCCGUGUAGCCAAUGAAGUAGAAGCUAGUAACCCUCGUGUUUCUUACUUAUGUCGGUUUUAUGCAUUUGAGAAGGCAUGUAAGCUUGAUCCCACAUCAAGUGGUCGUGGUGUUCCCCAGUUCAAGACUGCUCUUCUUCAGCGCUUAGAACAUGAGAAUGAAACAACUCUCGCAGGAAGCCAGCAGAGUGACGCACGCGAUAUGCAAAGCUUCUAUCAACUUUACUACAAGAAAUACAUCCAGGCUUUGCAAAACGCUGCUGACAAAGAUGACCGUGCUCAACGUACAAAGGACUAUCAAACUGCUGCUGUUCUCUUUGAAGUCUUGAAGGCUGUUAAGGAAGUGCCUGUUGAGAAGGCCACACAAAAGUUGAAGAAAAAAUCCAAAACGACGUGGAUCCUGAUAGUCAAAUUCAGGCUAUAAAGAGAUUUCCUAAAGUUAACCAAAUAAUCAUAUCCAUUUAUGUUUAGUCAUUUUCUUAGUCAGAAAAAUUAACACUUACACACUGUUCUACAGAUACAAGCUAUGGUUAUCGCACUUCGUAACACUAGGGGUCUACCAUGGCCAGCAGUUGGUCUCUGUUUUCCAGAAUGCAAAGACUAGCUCAGGGGCAGAACGAGGAGAUUGAAAAAGUUAAUCGCGAGAGGAAGUAUCAUAAGGCUUUGUCGUACAUCAUUACUAUUUUCAAUCAAUGCACGACGGGUUUCAAAGGAUGAGCUCUUAGUUUCGAAAAAUCCAGACUAGCAUCGAGCUCUUCGUCUAGCUCCCCAAUAACACCUCUGAUCAAACAUAACAAUUGUAGCGUUAGAUAAUCAAUCAAUCAAUCGAUGAUGGGUCAACAUGAAAAUGUGAGGAUGAGAUUUUACAUGUUGUCGCCUCUGAUAAUGUACAAACCCAACACAAGUUGUUGUACUCCUUCCUGAUAUAUCAAGACACGUAAAACACCAACACAUUCAGAGAGUGAAAACCAAAGUAAGAUGUCUCAAUCCUCUAUCAGUAACUUAGAAGUGACUUUGUUCAUGUUUGAGCCCACCAGACAGUAACGGAAGUGAUUAAUAAGACAGUUAAAGACGCAACU
Brassica napus (rape) is the source of this 1528-nucleotide messenger RNA. RefSeq names its product callose synthase 2-like. The coding region runs from base 367 to 873 and encodes 168 amino acids. The transcript has 8 exons. Gene Ontology annotation, cellular component: multivesicular body. Gene Ontology annotation, biological process: late endosome to vacuole transport via multivesicular body sorting pathway. The record is from RefSeq and is a predicted model, not a curated record. NCBI's taxonomy places the organism in Eukaryota, Viridiplantae, Streptophyta, Magnoliopsida, Brassicales, Brassicaceae.